This is a messenger RNA of Schistocerca cancellata (South American locust), 2268 nucleotides long. RefSeq lists its product as uncharacterized. The record is from RefSeq and is a predicted model, not a curated record. The transcript is spliced from 2 exons. NCBI's taxonomy places the organism in Eukaryota, Metazoa, Arthropoda, Insecta, Orthoptera, Acrididae. The coding region runs from base 167 to 1837 and encodes 556 amino acids.
CGAACCCACCAGUUCCGGUAGUUGAGCAUCCCUCAUUUCGCUAGCUUUAGACGCCUGUUAAACUAGCGUGUACAGAGUUUACGUGUAGUGAAGCUACUGUGAACAUGGUUUACUAAUUGUGUGUGCGCCAAGGUGUCGUGGGAAUUACGGAACUGGACCGAAAGUAAUGUUGUUUUCCUUUCCGAAAGAUGCGGAUCUGCGUUGGACGAAGGUUUGUGAACUUCACUUCACCGAAUCUGACAUCUGCCGGCAUACUGAAUGUUAUGAUGAAGUGAAAGGCACAAAGCUUACUGUCAAGCUUUCAAGACCAAGGCUUAGAGAGGGUGCUGUCCCAUCAGUGUUACCAGGCUGCCCAAGCUAUUUGUCUACUCCAUCCACCAGUUCUCGAGAAAGUGCAGAGGAAAGGAGAGCUAGAUUGGACAAUGAACAUCUUCUACAAGCAAUUAAAGACAGUAUAGUAACCAAAACAGAGUAUGAUUGGAGGAAGUUAUUUUCUACUUUUGAAGCAUUUCUGCAGUGCCUAGAAAGAGAAACCAUUCCCAGUGAAUGGACCAUUGUUAGGAGAAGUGACUCCGUCCUAUUUCUAUUGCUUACUGUAUUGCCUGCUCCAUCUGUAUCUGUUGUAAUGACAAAUGAUUUGCAGUUGUCUGCCUAUCAAAGUAACACUGAGAUAAGAAAGAUAGGCAGUAGAAAAACAUCACACAAACUUUCAAAUAUGAAUGAUUUGUUUACAGUAUUAGACAAAGUGAAAGAAUUAGUCAGUGCAAAAGAAAAUUCAUUAAAAAGCCAGUGCCUUCUUAUACAGGACAUUUUAAAUGACAUGUGCAGUUCUGUAGAUGAAGAAAAACAGAAACAAAUUCAAUUCUUAAGUGAGCAAGUUAAGUUGCUAUGUAGCUGUGAGGAAAACUAUAGGUUUAAUCCUCACUUUUCUGUAUUUUGUUGUAUCCUGCAUUCUAUCUCCCCUCAUGCCUAUAAAUUUUUGAGGUCAUCUGGCAAUCUUAUUCUUCCUCAUCCAAGAACUUUACAGAAAAUAUGUUCCUCAUAUACUAAUGGUCCUCAUAAUGAACAAAAUGAAGGUGCUAUGCUCCUGUAUAUUAAGGAAAGAUUUAAAUCUUUGCAGGAAAGUGAUUGUACCAUUUCUUUAAUGAUGGAUGAAAUUCAUAUUAAGCCUUAUUUUGAUUACAAGGGAGGAAACAUUGUGGGGGCAGCAUUUGAUAGUGACGAGGCUGCUACUACAGCAUAUGUCUUUAUGAUACAAUCAUUGCUGUCUUCUUUUAAAGAAGUAGUGCAUGUCCUUCCAGUGAGAAACCUUGUAGCUGAACAGUUACUUUUGUAUGUGAAGAAAAUAUUAUGUGGCCUUUAUGAUAUUGGUUUCAAAGUUAUUUGUGUAGUUAGUGACAACAAUGCUAUAAAUAGGAAAUCUAUGGCACUUUUUAGCUCACCUCCAAAACUCAGUAUAGUUUACCCACAUCCAGCUAAUCCAACUAAGCCACUAUUUUUUAUAAUUGAUUCUGUCCACAUCCUCAAGUGUAUAUGUAAUAAUAGGGUUAAUCAAAAGGACUCACAAGUUUUGCUCAAAUAUCCACAAUUUGAUGGAAGCAGUGAUGAUUGUCAGGUGUUAAUGGCAUCUUUUGAAGCAUUGAGGCAGCUUCAUAAGAUUGAAUGUAAUGGUUUACUUAAGCACUCUUAUGGUCUUUCUUUGCAGUCUCUUUAUCCAUCUUCACUUGAGAAACAGAAUGUGAGCCUUGUUUUGCAAGUAUUCAAUGAAUAUACAGCUGAAGCCAUUUCAACUGUAGGAGAACAGAAAAACUUGUUACAUUACCAGACCACUGCAUAAUUUAUUAAAAUUAUACUUACAUGGUGGAAAAUUGUAAAUGUUAAGACAGUUCACAAAGGUGUUCGACUAAAUGAUCUCUUCCAGUGCCCUCUAUCUUUAAGUAAUAUUGAUGAAAAAUUAGUUUUCUUGGAAAAGUUUCUUGUGUGGCUCGAUAAGUGGAAGGACUUAGGCCUGAAAAAUAAUACUCUUUCAAAAGAUACACAUACAGCUCUGACACACACAACCUAUGGUUUGAUUGAGAUGGCAAGGUACUGUACUAAUGAGCUUGGUUUCACUUAUUUUUUGCCUGGAAAAAUUCAAACUGAUUCUCUGGAAGCAAGGUUUAGCAGUUACCAAUCAAUGGCUGGCUCUCAGUGUCUCAUAUCUGUGAGACAGAUUUUUGAAGUGGAAGCAAAGAUGAGGAUGCAGAACAUGUUACCACUCAUGUUGAA